This is a messenger RNA of Phytophthora sojae, 954 nucleotides long. RefSeq lists its product as hypothetical. The coding region runs from base 1 to 954 and encodes 317 amino acids. The transcript has 3 exons. The record is from RefSeq and is a predicted model, not a curated record. Lineage: Eukaryota; Oomycota; Peronosporomycetes; Peronosporales; Peronosporaceae.
AUGAUCCCUCCUGUGAAGCAGGAGCCCGCCGCUGCAGUGGCGAUAGCCCCCACGCCUGUGCAGACGGCAGCACAUGGCGACAACCAGAAGGCAGACGCGGACGCGGCGCUGGAGAUCGCGCUGCAGCCGCCCGAGACGUGGUACAAGGAUCAGUUCGGCCGCAAGGCGACGUUCGAGGUGCGCGUGCGGCGGCGCUCGAGGCUCAGCUGCGCCCAGUGCGCGGCGCAGCGGCUGCUGAGCGUGCAGCUGCUGUACGAGAGCGGCAAGGUGGUGGAGAAGCAGGAGAUCCUGCACGUCAUGGCGGGCCAGUGCCUCAACCAGGACGGGGAGAGCGCGCUCGCUGUUCGCAUCGCCGAAGUGUCCAAGAACCACCUCAACCAGCGGUUCCGGGUGGAGAUUGCGGUGCCGAGGUGUCCUGGUGCAUGUGGCUACAAGACGUCGGUGAUAUCGGACCCAGUGCUGGUAUUGUCGAAGAAGAAGAAACGCCCAGUGAAGCAGACCGCGGAGACGGAGUCGCCCGCGAAGGCGAAGAAGGCGAAGCGCGCGUCUGUGCAAGGAACGCCGAACCGAAAGCUGUCGAGUGACGAGUCGCCCGCCUCAUCGCAGUCGUCGUCCACUGUCACGGGUAAUGUGACGGCGGCGAUAGCAGAGAUGGAGGGGCUGAUGCCGCCGCGGAACUCGGCAUCGAUGGCGCCAUUUACGCCGGACACGCCGAAUUUGUGCUUGUGGGCGAACGCAGCCUUCGAUCUUCUGUACAAGCUGCAGUGGCAGCGCGUGCCUACUAGUUCUGGGGAUAAAUCCGGGGCAAACCUCGAUGAGAUUUUGGCCCAAGCACUGUCGAAGGCGUACAAGUGUCCAUCGUGUCAGGAGACGUACGGACAGGCACCAGCUCACCGGGACGAUUGCGACCUGAAGCUACUGCUGGAUCAAGGAGGGCUGGUGUGUUUAUACUAG